Messenger RNA from Anolis carolinensis (green anole), 3725 nucleotides. It is a transcript of the gene imp3, whose product is annotated as IMP U3 small nucleolar ribonucleoprotein 3. The coding region runs from base 291 to 854 and encodes 187 amino acids. The transcript has 2 exons. Gene Ontology annotation, molecular function: rRNA binding; structural constituent of ribosome; snoRNA binding. Lineage: Eukaryota; Metazoa; Chordata; Lepidosauria; Squamata; Anolidae. Gene Ontology annotation, biological process: rRNA processing; ribosomal small subunit biogenesis. Gene Ontology annotation, cellular component: Mpp10 complex; small-subunit processome; small ribosomal subunit. The record is from RefSeq and is a predicted model, not a curated record.
AAGGCAUGCAAUGUUAAAACGGUAUCAAACUGCAUUCAUUCUGCAAUGCAGAUGCACUCCAGGGUGGGUUCUUUUUUCCCCCCGUUAAAAUCAACUCGGAAUCUAUAUGUGGCGUAUGCAUCUUUUUUAUUCAUAAGUCUAUCAAGCAGGAAAAAGGGGCGGAGCUUGGAAAGGAAUAGGAGAACCGGAAGAAGGAAGUGGCAAAGGCGGGCUUUCACGUGUUUUUGCUGCAGAGAAAAACUGUCUCGAACGACACAAAAGCGGAUUUCAGCAACGCUCAGAAGGAAAAAAUGGUGCGCAAACUGAAGUUCCAUGAGCAGAAGCUCCUCAAGAAGCUUGACUUUGUCAACUGGGAGGCCUCUACGGGGAACCUCCAUGAGCUGCGCGUACUCCGCCGCUUCCGCCUGCAAAAGAGAGAAGACUACACUCGCUAUAACCAGCUCAGCCGGGCGAUCCGAGAGCUGGCUCGCCGCAUCCGGGACCUUGGCGACGCACCCGAGUCGGCGGCUUUCCGGGCCCAGAGCACAGCGGCCCUCCUGGAGAAGCUGUAUGCCAUGGGGCUGGUGUCGUCCAAGCGCUCCCUAGAGCAGUGCGACAAGGUCUCGGCCAGCUCCUUCUGCCGCCGGCGCUUGCCCUGCCUGCUCCUGAAGCUCCGCAUGGCCCAGAACAUGAAGUCGGCGGUCACCUUCGUGGAGCAGGGCCACGUCCGGGUUGGGCCGGAGGUCAUGACGGACCCAGCAUUUUUGGUUACCCGAGCCAUGGAGGACUUCAUCACCUGGACGGACUCCUCUCGCAUCCGCCAGCAUGUGCUGAACUACAACCAGGAACGGGACGAUUUUGACUUGGCUUGUUAAGAGUACUGUUUUCUCAUCCCGUUAGUUAACCCCAAUCUCUUAUAUAAUCCUCUAUGGCUGGAUCUAUACUGCUAUAUGAACCAGUUUCUUAAUCCAGACUGUGCUUUGAACUGGAUAGUAUGAGGCCCCUUCUACACUGCCAUAUAAUCCAGAUUAUCAAAGCAGAUAAUCUGGAUUUUAUAUAGUAGUGUAGAAGGGCCCCAGGUUAUCAAAGCAGAUAAUCCACUUUUCUACUUUGAAUUGGGAUAAUAUGAGUCUACACAGCCAUAUAAAUAAUAAUAAUAAUAAUAAUAAUAAUAAUAAACUUUAUUUGUAUCCCACUCUAUCGCCUUGAUAGGGACUCAGGGCGGCUAACAGCAUAUUACAGCAAUAUUCAAUGCCGUAUAAUACAACCAGACAAUGAACAAGACAUAGCAUAAAUUUAAAAAUGACCCAGCAACCCUUAAUAGAAGCAAUAACAAAGCAUUAUCACUGAAUUAAAUGAACACUAAAAUUUCAAUUUAACUCAUAUAACAAAACUAAAAAGUUUUAAAAUUAGUUAAAAAAUUAAAAACAAUAAAAUUUGAUAUAAACCCAAAGUAGCAGCCAUUUCCAUGUAAUCCAGUUCAAAGUAGAUAAUUUGGAUUCAGAAACUGGAUUAUAUGGCACCGUAAAUGGGACCUGUAUAUGCCUUUUUGUCCUCUGUUUAUUUAUGAUACAUCCACGCUGUAGAUUAAGUGCAGAUUGACACCACUUCAAUUGCAACGGCUCAAUGCUAAAGAAACGUGGGAGUUGUAGUUUUGGUGACACACCAGCACUUGUUGGAAGAAACCUUGUAAAACAAUAAAAAUUUCCCAGGAUUCCAUUGCUUUGGACCAAGGCGUUUAAUUGCAUUCAUUUUACAGUGUAGAUGCACUCUUAGUAAUUUUGCUGGGAUAGAAUCAUAGAAUCAUAGAAUAGUAGAGUUGGAAGAGACCUCAUGGGCCAUCUAGUCCAACCCCCCGCUAAGAAGCAGGAAAUCGCAUUCAAAGCACCCCCGACAGAUGGCCAUCCAGCCUCUGCUUAAAAGCUUCCAAAGAAGGAGCCUCCACCACAGUCUGGGGGAGAGAGUUCCACUGUCGAACAGCCCUCACAGUGAGGAAGUUCUUCCUGAUGUUCAGGUGGAAUCUCCUUUCCUGUAGUUUGAAGCCAUUGUUCCGUGUCCUAGGACUUAACCUGGGCAAUUCUCACUGUUCCUUACCAUUCCCCAAGCUGGCAAGUAGAUGUGGAUUUUCUACCAUUUUGACUGAUAAUCACACAGCAUUGUUUGAAUGUCAGUGAUUGCAUCUACACUGUUGUGUUAAUGCAGUUUGAUACUACUUGAACUGCCGAGGUCAUUGCUAUGGAAUUGCUAUGGAGUUGUAGCACUCUUUAGCAUGAUUCUAUAGCAUGUAACAAUGGCAAUUAAAGUGGUGUCAAACCAUGUUGAUUUCAUGGCAUAGAUGCUCCCAGUGUUGUGUUAUCCAGUGGCUCUUCCAAGACUUGGUGGGCCCUAAUUACUUAAUGAAAAUCUUCCAUCUCGGUAUGUCAGAUGGCUCUACUGCAACAAUUCUUUCUUGUUGUAAGAAAAGUAAAAUACAAAGUGUGAAAAAAGUGUGUAUUUUGAAAAUCCAGAAGUUGUAUAUCCAUAACUCUGUGUUCACGGUAUCCAGCAGAGGGAGGUGGUGGACAAAAAGAGAUCUAGGCGAACUCCGGUGAAAAAGCAUAUUGGCAAAAUGGAGACAAUAAAAUCCCCAUAACUGGAGAUAUCUUACCCACAGUUUCGCUUACCUGCGCCCAAGGAAAAAUGGGAAUUCGUUAGGUUCUCCAGCUAAUUCCAUGGAAUGCUCCUCUUGGAGGUUACCAUAGAUUUGCAUUGUAGGACCUAGCAAAUUCCUAGAAACAUUACCAUUCUAAGGGUACACCUACACUAUAGAAUAAAUGCAAUUUAGCAUCAUUUUAACUGCAAUGGCUUAAUGCUGUGGAAUCCUGGGCGUUGUAGUUUGAUGAGGCAUCCAUUCUCUUUGACAGGGAACACUAAAGGUCUUCCUAAAACUACAACUCCCAUGAUUUUAUAACAUUGAGCUGUGGCAAAACUGCAUUAAUUCUACAGUGGAGAUGUGCCCUAAAAUAUCUCUAGGUUUAUCCAAUGCAAUUUUGUGGUAUUCUAGGACUGGAAUUCAGAUAAUUAAAUGGCAUUUGCUCAUAUCCCCCGUUUCAACCAAUCACAGGGUCUUACUGUAUUCUGUAUAUUAUAGGUCUUUUCAAAGAUCGUACUGGAGAUUAAAUAACUGGAUUACAUUUGACCCCUUUCCCGAAGGCAGCCUCAAAUCUUGAUCCAUCUUGAAUGCUUUAAUAAUAAUAAUAAUACACAGAUGAAUUGUAUUCACUUCUGAUCUGGAUGGCAUCCAGGCUCACAUCCUCAUGACUAUUCUUUUCAGAAAUCUAUUUUUUCCCCUUGGCCUUGCAGCAAAAUCAUUUUUCUGUUUGUCUCUAUGGUAACAAGUUUCUUGAUGGUGUUUCUUGAUAGCCACUCCGCUGUUGCAUUUCUUGGAUAGGUCUUUAGUUUUCGAAUUGGGGCUUUUUGUGUCUUUGUGCAUUUGUUGUUCUUGGCUCUCUCCUCCAUUGUUUCUAAUGUGAAAGGAACACGUCUUUUCCUCCUCUGGUGUUUUUGGCAAUAGCUUGACCCCAAAAGUGGGCUUUGAAAUAGAUUUUGGUGGGGCUACAAUUAUUAAUAUUAUACCCUGUUUCAUGGCCCAGUAUGAUUUAGCUCUUUUCCCUUGUGAAAUGAAGUUUGUCCCCUAGCUUUGCAUUAUAUUUUUAAAAACACAUAGUUCCAAAAUACUGUUAAUAAACAUGCAAGUUUGUAAUCAA